Molecule: messenger RNA, 4151 nt
Organism: Malus domestica (apple)
Lineage: Eukaryota; Viridiplantae; Streptophyta; Magnoliopsida; Rosales; Rosaceae
Product: pentatricopeptide repeat-containing protein At4g08210
Biological process (GO): RNA modification
Cellular component (GO): intracellular membrane-bounded organelle
Molecular function (GO): RNA binding; protein binding
Source: RefSeq, a predicted model, not a curated record
AAAAGUAAAAAUGAACAGUUGUGUCAGAGUUCCGUGCAAGCCUUUGAAAGCCCGUCGGCGGUGGUGUGGUGUGUACUUAAAUACGACCACGUGUUAGAGUCCCAUGUAAUGCCAAUGCACCGGGCCCAUAAGAACAAACAAGCGGGGCCCAGUUUCGCGGUAGGUCUCACCCGUGUUUGUAUUAACGCGGCAAAACCCACGAGCUCGCAUUCAAUUCACCCAUGGAAUUCGCGUAUCUGAACCGAAUAGCUACCGCUCUCCGCCACUGUGGCGGCCGAUCUCAGGUCAAUCACGGCAGAGCAUUUCACUCCCAACUAAUCAAGCUCGGCGCUUUGAAUGACGUUUUUCUCGCUAACAAUCUGAUAUCUUUGUACGUCGCGUUUCCUUGUUUGAGUGACGCGCGGAAGGUGUUUGAUGGAAUGCCUGACAGGAACGUUGUGACAUGGACGACAAUGGUUUGUGGAUAUACUAAUUGCGGAAAACCUGAUAAGGCAGUGGGAUUGUACAAGCGGAUGUUGGAGUCUGAAUCGGAGACGCCGAACGGGUUCAUGUACUCUGCGGUGCUAAAAGCUUGUGGUUUGGUGGGUGACCUGAGAACGGGUAAAUUGAUUCAUGAGAGGAUAUGUAGUGAGAGGUUGGAGUUUGACACUGUUUUGAUGAAUACCCUUUUGGACAUGUACUUCAAAUGUGGGAGUUUUCGUGAUGCUAGGAGAGUUUUCGAUGACAUGUCGAGCAAAAACACGACUACGUGGAACACUAUGGUUUCGGGGUUUACUAAGGCUGGUUUGGUGGAUGAGGCAGUGUGUUUGUUUCAUCAAAUGCAAGAGCCGAAUGUUAUAUCUUGGAAUAGCAUUAUUGCUGGUUUGGCGGAUAAUGGAAGUCCGCGCGCAUUUGAAUUCGUGUGUAUAAUGCACCGAGAAGGCCUCAAGUUAGAUGGAUUUACUUUCCCGUGCGCCCUUAAAACCUGUGGUCGACAUGGUUUGUUAGCUUCUGGGAAACAACUCCACUGUUAUGUUAUAAAAUCAGGUUUUGAAUCAGGCAUUUUUACUGUGUCGGCUUUGGUUGAUAUGUACUCGAAUGGCAAUGAAUUGACUGAAGCUGUAAAACUGUUUGAUCAGCGUUCAAGGUGCUAUGCUUCCAUUUCUGAUAGUUUGGCACUUUGGAAUUCUAUGCUUUCAGGAUACGUCAUUAACGAAUGCAAUAGUGCAGCUUUGGAUUUAGUUUUGAAAAUCCAUUGCUCAGGUACUUGCAUGGAUUCCUACACUUUCAGUGGCGCUUUAAAAGCUUGUGUCAACUUACGCAACUUGCGACUCGGGCAUCAAGUGCAUGGCUUGGUUGUAACCGCAGGGUAUGAGUUAGAUCAUAUUGUUGGAAGCAUUCUUACAGACCUGCAUGCAAGACUGGGGAAUAUUAAUAAUGCAUUGGGAUUGUUUCAAAGGCUUCCAAAGAAAGAUGCCGUAGCUUGGACUGGUUUGAUCAUAGGGUGUGCAACAACGGGACAAAGCUGGCUAGCCUUUUCACUGUUUCGGGAUAUGGUGUAUUUCGGUCUCGAAGUAGAUCAAUUUGUCCUUUCAUUUAUUCUGAAAGUUUGCUCCAGUUUAACAUCUCUUGGAAGCGGAAAACAGGUUCAUGCUUUCUCUGUUAAGAGUGGAUAUGAGUCUGAGGAAGUUGUAGUGACAUCCCUGCUCGAUAUGUACUCAAAAUGUGGUGAAAUUAACAAUGCAUUAGCUCUGUUUGAUUCUGUGGAAGAAAGAGACACCGUGUGUUGGACGGGGAUAAUUGUGGGGUGUGGGCAAAAUGGAAGGGCAGAGGAAGCAAUCAAAUUUUUUAAUGAGAUGACAGAAUCAGGAUUGAAGCCAAACGAAAUUACGUAUUUAGGUGUUCUUUCUGCCUGUAGGCAUGCUGGACUUGUAGAAGGGGCACGGACCAUAUUUAAUUCCAUGAAAAUUUUACACGGUCUGGAACCUCGUUUAGAGCAUUAUUAUUGCAUGGUUGACAUUCUAGGUCAAGCUGGAUGUUUUAAAGAGGCAGAGCAGUUGAUUGCUAAGAUGCCAUUUGAGCCUGACCCAAUCAUAUGGAGAUCAUUGCUCGUGGCCUGUGGAACUCAUAAAAAUACUGAACUUGUUAAUGUUAUUGCCGAUCAGAUUCUCACAACCUUACCAGAAGACCCUUCCACGUAUGUGACGCUUUCGAAUGUUUAUGCAGAACUAGGAAUGUGGGAUGAUCUAAGCAAAGUUAGAAUUGCCAUCAAGAAAGUGGGUGCUAAAGAAGCAGGAAAGAGUUGGAUUGAGAUUUCAACUUAAAAAUUGCUGCAUUACUAAAUGCAUGGGUCAGAAACAAUAGUUUCUGAUGAAAUACAUAGCAAGUACCAUCCGAGCUUUGAACCUCUGACGUUAAGUCCUUGCAUGAGCUCAAUGAAUGAAUCAUUUUACUGAAGACCUGGCAAGGAUCUUAGAAAGCGAUGGCCCUUGGUGGCGAGUCGAAAAAGAUGUAACUAUAUUAUGGUUUUUGUUGGAGCUAUGUGCAUCAUCUAAAAUGCAUGGUUUAUCGGAAAGAUCUUGGACGCUGUGUAGGUUCAAUGGGAGGAGGAGAAAACUCACUUGGGAGUUGGUUCGUUAACGUUGAAGAGAAAGGGUGCCUCCACCGGUUGAGUAUGAAGAAUACAGAGGUACAUAUAGGAAGUUGCGGGGAGUAAUUUUGUGACUGGGCCGACUGAAAAUUUGGCUUGAAAUGUCGGAAAACUCGCGGUCACUAAGGACGUUCUAGGAUGUAAAUAGAACAGAAUAGACAGACAGGUCUUUGCUUUGUAAGGCGUCAACCGUGCAGGUGCAGCCCCGUAAAGUAUUAAAGUGGGAGUGAGCGAGCUUCUCUUUCCCUUCCUCCUCAGGUCAGGCAUGCCCUUGGUUUAUUCUUUCUUUUCUGUUUUCACUGUUAUCAAUGAACAUAAAGUAACUGCAGAAAGCUUCACAGAAUAUUACCUGUAAAAAAUUUACACUAUCAUUUUGUGCCCGUCACUUUUUGGCGCCAAAAUUGACUCAUUCCAAGUGGUAAAUAAGAGUAACACCAUGAAAUGGCAUGUCAAUCCUAUCAUGUUCCUCAUUGACUUACUCAUAUACUUACAUGGAAUGUGAGUUGGAAUUAUCUAUUCUUUUGUUUUUCCGCAUUUACUAAAACAUUGGGUAUUAUAAUUGUUCAAAUUUCUGGCUUCUCGUGUUUACUAACACAUAAAAUCAAGCAAUUUGUUGGUUUCACAUUAAAAUCCGUAAUCCAAUACCAGAAAAUCAGGAAUAAAAGUCAACUAGAUGGGACUACUCGAUCCAUACUCAUUUCUUCAUUACCUUCCUUGAUUUAACCUUCAGUUUUAACUUCAUCUUUAACUUUGGGUACGUAGAGUUGUGUUGUUAUUUUCUUCUUUCUCUGGCACGAUAAACAUAACAAAAACGAUAUGAAAAAAGACCUAAAUGUUAUAAAUAAACUAAAACUAUACAAAUUGACAAAAAUAAAAAAAAAUGAGAGGAGGACAAAAUUGAGCCAUGCCGUUUGCAUACAUAAAUAUUAAUAUUUGUUACAACCUUCUAAUCAAACACCACGAAAACUCCAAAUCAUAAGACAAUGAGUACAAAACAAGAGUCAAUAAUUAGUAAAACAAGGGCAAAGACCACAUACCAAGAACCCCAUACCCAUCCUUCAUCCUUAAAUCCAAGACCACAAGACAUGAUGGAAAUAUGACACAAUUAGCAAGAGAUAAUGCCAUUGAGUUGAUAUUUUGAAUUGGAUUCCUGGGGCUAGCGGAUGUGUAAUGUUAUAUUGCACCAAAAUAUAUCCUAAAUGUUUUUAACUACUUGAGUUACAAACACUUUUUGCAUAUUUAACUUUAACUUAUAGCGUGUUUCCUUCUAACGUCUAAGAAAUUUUCGUUUUAUUAAAAAAAGAAGAUAAAAGCUCAACUUCUCAUGCGGUUGGAAGUAUUGAUUCAUGUGCACCCGAGGGCUUGUAUUCGAUUCCUCUUCCCCAAAUGUUUGCAUAGGAGCUGCCUAAUAUUUUCUUACAGUAAUUGCGUGUUAAGAUAUAUAAUUUGACUGUAAUAUUUGAGUGUUUUAAUGUGAGAGGCAAUGUGUUUGAUGAAAAUGUAAAUGGAGUUUUCCUUUGUA